This is a messenger RNA of Hemisphaericaspora subhashii, 261 nucleotides long. RefSeq lists its product as uncharacterized. The record is from RefSeq and is a predicted model, not a curated record. NCBI's taxonomy places the organism in Eukaryota, Fungi, Ascomycota, Pichiomycetes, Serinales, Debaryomycetaceae. Gene Ontology annotation, cellular component: mitochondrion. The transcript has a single exon. Bases 1 to 261 code for a protein of 86 amino acids. Gene Ontology annotation, biological process: negative regulation of ATP-dependent activity. Gene Ontology annotation, molecular function: ATPase inhibitor activity.
AUGUUAUCUCAAAUUACUAAACGUUCAAUUACCAGAACCUCAUUCAUUAGAAACUUCUCCAUUUCUAGAAUUGCUAUGACUGAAGGUGCCAUUCCUCAAGGUAGUGAUGCUUUUGCUGAAAAGGAAAGAGCUGUUGAAAAUUUAUAUAUUAGAAAACAUGAAGCUGAACAAUUAAAAGAAUUAAAGAAGAAAUUAGAACAACAAAAGGAAACUAUUGAAAAAUUAGAAAAAGAACUUGAACAAUCUUCUCACAAGGAAUAA